Molecule: messenger RNA, 3733 nt
Organism: Rhodamnia argentea
Lineage: Eukaryota; Viridiplantae; Streptophyta; Magnoliopsida; Myrtales; Myrtaceae
Exons: 7
Coding region: 792-3488 (898 amino acids)
Molecular function (GO): protein binding
Source: RefSeq, a predicted model, not a curated record
CGUUGCGCUGCGCACUCGGAUUCGCUUUCGUCUCCCAGUUCCCUCCUGAUCAGAAGUCAAAGCUCCAUUCUUUUUCACUGCCCGACUAAAAGCCCCGUCGAACGAGCGUUUACUGUCGUCUCCUUGUCUCAAUCUCUCCCUUCAAUCUUUUUCUAAUACGCGCUCCCGCAUCAAAGGAAAGAAUAAAAGAAAGUAAGCAUAAGAAAACGAUCAGUAACUUCUCCCCUCUGACAAAAUCAAGAAUCGACCAAUCGCGGGAUACACACACACACCCGUUCGCUCGCAUCUCUUCCUGAGAUCCCUUUUCGCUAUCGUUUUCGAUGCCCCUCAAAAUCUUUGCAGUCGUCCUCCUCCAAGUCCCCCCCCAUUCGCUUGCAGAGCGAGAUGCAGAGACGAGGAAGUAGGAAUUAAAAAAGGAAAGGCAAAUCACCAAAGCCCCCCAACUCCACCCCAUCAAUACGUACUUCCACACAACCCCCACAUAGAGGCAUAGGGCUUCGUUCCUCUCCACUCCCUCUUCCUCUCUCUAUAUAUACCGUCAUCGGAUCUGAUUUCUGCAAUACCCACAUCGUGUUUUGUCUGAUCUGUCUCUCUAACGCACGCAGUCUCUCUCUGUGUCUUGCGCUUCUUUUUCUCGUUCUUGAGAAUUGGCCGACGACUGAGAACCGAGAAGUGGAGAAGAGAAGGGUGGGGGGAAAUAGGAACUUUUGCUUCGGUCCCAUGAAGUGAAGGGGCAUUUUCAUUUCUUGACCAGAUGAAAUGAAAAUGCCCAGCUCAUAUACACGCCAACGAUGACCAGAGCGAUUGACCUCAGCGACGGCGACGAAGAAGAGCGUUACUACGAGUCCCUCGAUCGCCUUAUCUCAUCCUCUUCUUGCUCCUGCUCCAACUCCGAGGAUGAGCCCGACGAUCCGAGCCCGGAUCCGAAUUCCGCCUCCGAUCACCCCUUCCCCGUGCCCCGGUUCCCCGUGGGAGUCUUCCGGUACGAUGUCUGGAUCUCACAGCCGUCUUCGGUGUCGGAGCGGCGGUCUCGGCUUCUCCAUGAGAUGGGUCUCACCGCUGACCCGUCCCUUUCACGGGCGAAACAGGGAAACGAAUCGGGUCACGCCGACUUUGGAAGGUCAGUAUCGGCGGAUCACUUGACGAGUCAACAGAGUGGUCAGAGCGCCGGUAUCGUGCGGUCGAGAUCAGAUGGGUCUGUGGAUCACGAUGCCUCCACGAGUGACCAGUGUAAUUCGAAUUCCUUGCAGCCCAUUCGUUAUUCUACUUCUAUUCUUUCAAUUGAUAGCAACGGUUCUUUUGUAAAUAGCAAUAAUUUUGUGGAUGGUGUCGAUGUUGAAUCACGGGGUACUGGGAUUGGAUCCGCGAGUGCCAGUCCCCUUAGAUUGGAUAGACCGCUAAUCACGCAAUGUUGUGAAAAAUUCGACGAGGUUAAGAGUGAUUCCACGAGUUUAAAAGUUGACUCGAAUGACCGUCGCGUUGCGGCUGAGCGUAAUGGAGAGGGUGGUUGUGAUAUGCACCAUAAUGGCACUGAUGAUAGGGCAAAUGACACGGUUUGUACGAUUAAAAACCUUGACAAUGGGAAAGAGUUUGUGGUGAAUGGAAUUAGGGAAGAUGGUACUUGGAACAAGCUCAAGGAAGUUGGGACUGGUCGGCAAUUGACAUAUGAGGAGUUUGAGAUUAGCGUCGGGCAUUCCCCAAUCGUGCAAGAGUUGAUGCGGAGGCAAAAUGUGGAAGAGGGUAAUAAGGAUCACAUGGAUGUAAACUUGAUUGGGGGUGGUGCAGGGGGGUCAAAGUUGAAGAAGAAGGGUGGGUGGUUUAAGAGUAUAAGGAGUGUGGCAAGUGCAAUGACUGGUGUUAAUAAGGAGAGGCGAAGUAGUGAUGAGAGGGAUACUUCUUCUGAAAAAGGUGGUCGGAGGUCAAGUUCGGCUACAGAUGAUAGCCAGGAUGUAUCAUUUCAUGGACCUGAGCGGGUAAAAGUGAGGCAGUAUGGAAAGCCUUAUAAAGAGCUUGCAGGGCUUUAUAAAUGCCAAGAAAUACAGGCGCAUAAUGGAUCUAUAUGGAGUAUCAAAUUUAGUUUGGAUGGGAGAUAUCUUGCAAGUGCAGGCGACGAUCAUGUAAUUCAUGUGUGGAAGGUGGUGGAGUCCGAGAGGAAGGGAGAAUUACUGAUGGAAAAACCGGAAGAUGGGGGCUUUCACAUGUUGUUGGGGGCUAAUGCAUCACCAGAACUGGGCAUCUUGUCGCCGAAGAAGGAUUAUUAUCUUGAGAAGAAGAGAAGGGGGAGAUCAUCAAUAGGCCGGAAGUCAUUGAGCUCGGACCAUGUUUUUGUUCCGGAAGUUGUGUUUGCGCUUUCCGAGAAACCUGAAUGUUCGUUUGAGGGACAUCGUGGUGAUGUUCUCGACCUCUCAUGGUCCAAGUCCCAGCACUUGCUCUCAUCUUCAAUGGACAAGACAGUUCGAUUGUGGCACUUGUCUAGCAAGUCUUGUUUGAAAGUUUUCUCCCACAGUGAUUAUGUAACCUGUAUCCAGUUCAAUCCUGUCGAUGAUAGAUAUUUCAUUAGUGGAUCCCUAGAUGGCAAAGUGCGUAUAUGGAGUGUUCCUAAUAGGCAAGUUGUUGACUGGAGCGAUUUCCAUGAGAUGGUCACUGCAGCUUGUUACACACCAGAUGGUCAGGGAGCUUUAGUUGGUUCAUAUAAAGGGAGCUGCCGUCUGUACAGCACAUCUGAGAACAAGUUGCAACAGAAGAGUCAAAUCAAUUUGCAGAAUAAGAAGAAAUCUCAUCAUAAGAAGAUCACUGGCUUUCAGUUUGUAUCUGGAAGUUCAUCUGAAGUGCUCAUCACAUCUGCUGACUCUCGAAUACGGGUUGUUGAUGGGGUUGAUCUGGUACACAAAUUUAAAGGGUUCCGCAACACAAACAGCCAAAUCUCUGCGUCCCUCACUGCCAAUGGAAAAUAUGUGGUCUCUGCCAGUGAGGAUUCUCAUGUCUACGUGUGGAAGCACGAAGCUGACUCUCGACCCAGCCGUGGAAAGGCUGUUACUGUAACACGUUCCUACGAACAUUUCCAUUGUCAAGAUGUUAAGGUGGCCAUACCUUGGCCCGGUCUGGAUGAUGCAUGGGGAACUCAUGAUGGUUACUCUGCCGAUCCAAAUGGACCUGAUACCGAGGAGGCCUCCACCGCCAAUCAUCCUCCGACGCCUGUUGAGGAGACUAAUGGUGCUGGAGGCUCAAGAUCGGCAUCGAGUUGCAGCAGCAGUCCACUUCAUGGUAGCAUUUCUUGGGCGACCAAUAACUACUAUGACAAAAUUGCGGCCGCUUGGACAGACGAAAAACUUUUAUUAGCUGCAAGAAGCAGGAGCCCUCGUGUCAGCGUGGAUUUCUCCAACGGGAUUGGCGAGAACAUGUCAGCAUGGGGGCUGGUGGUUGUAACUGCCGGGCUUCGAGGUGAGAUCAGAAUUUUUCAAAAUUUUGGAUUGCCCGUCCGGAUUUAGGGGGCCUAUGAGAAACCAAGAAAGUCAUCAUCUCUUUAAUUUCCAUGUUGAGCUCCAUACGCCCUGAGUUCAUAUCGUCCUUGUUGCUAAAAACUGUACAGAAUAUACAUGGGUGAGAUUUGUAAUAUUAGUGAGUUCAGUUUUUCAUUUUCUGUUGUCAUGCUUGUGCUCGUCGGACGUGUCCAGAUUGGGAUCGCUCUGGCUGAGCAUCAAGAGAAGCAAAAUAGAUUUGUAAGCCAGAAAAA